Molecule: messenger RNA, 1501 nt
Organism: Nicotiana tabacum (common tobacco)
Lineage: Eukaryota; Viridiplantae; Streptophyta; Magnoliopsida; Solanales; Solanaceae
Product: phenolic glucoside malonyltransferase 1-like
Source: RefSeq, a predicted model, not a curated record
AAUUAAUACAUCAACUCUUCUUCUACAAUAUAUUACUCUUGCCUUUAGCAUUUUUGAAUGCUCUCUUAAAUAAAAACGCAAUGGCUUUAGUGAUUGAGCAAUGUCAAAUUGCACCAUCUCCGGGCAGUGUAGCUGAACUCACACUCCCUCUUACAUAUUUUGAUUUUCAAUGGUUAAAUUUCCAUCGUAUGCGGCGGAUUCUGUUCUACAAGUUCCCUAUUUCCAAAACCACAUUCGUCCAAACCAUUAUUCCUAGUCUUACAAAUUCGCUCUCCCUCACUCUCAAACACUAUAUAUCCCUAGCAGGCAAUGUUGUUUGUCCGCUAGAUUUGAGCGGUUACCCUGAGUUGCGUUAUUUAACUGGGGAUUCUGUAUCUGUUAUUUUUUCUGAGUCUUAUAUGGAUUUUGAUUUCCUUGUAGGAAAUCAUCCACGAAAUGCGAAGGAAUUUUAUCCCUUUGUUCCUCAGUUGGCAGACGCUAAGCAUGCACCCGGGGUACUAUUAGCCCCGCUCUUGGCCAUUCAAGUGACACUUUUUCCGAAUCAUGGCAUAUCCAUUGGUUCAACUCACCAUCAUGUCGCUGGUGAUGGUGCUAGCUUUGCAGGGUUCACAAAAGCAUGGGCUUCGCUCAAUAAAUUCGGCGGAGAUGAACAAUUCUUAGCUAAAGAGUUCAUUCCAUAUUAUGAUAGGUCCGUAAUCAAAGACCCUCAUGGACUAAGGAUGUCUUAUUGGGAUGUCAUGAAGAAUAUUAAGCUUGAGAUAUGUGAUCACAUUGUGAUUCCUCCUCAUAAGGUUCGAGCCACUUUUAUUAUAACACGUGAUGACAUCAGGAAGCUCAAGAAUUUAAUAUUAUCAAGGCGACCAAACCUAACUCAUGUAACAUCUUUUACAGUAACGUGUGCUUAUGUAUGGACUUGUUUAAUAAAAUCAGAGGGCGCUACAAUAGGGAAAGAGAUAGACGAAAAUGAAAUGGAAUUCUUCGUAUGUGUAGCAGAUUGCAGAGCGCGAUUCAAACCACCAAUUCAUCCAUCUUAUUUCGGUAAUUGUCUAAUGGCGUACAUUGCAAGAACAAGACAUGCUGACUUAGUUGGAAAGGAAGGUUUUACAAUUGCUGUGGAAUUAAUUGGAGAACCCAUUCAAAAAAGGAUUAAGGAUGAGGAAUGGAUCUUGAAUGGUAAGUGGUUUAAAGAAUUUAGCACCGUAAACGCGAAACGGUUGCUUUCAGUUGCUGGAUCACCAAAGCUUGACUUAUAUGCUGCUGAUUUUGGUUGGGGAAGACCAGAAAAAUUAGAGUUCGUUUCUAUUGACAAUGGUGAUGGCGUAUCGAUGUCCCUAAGCAAGUCUAAAGACUCAGAUGAAGAUUUAGAGAUUGGCUUGUCUUUGCCUAAAGCUCGAAUGAAUGCUUUUGCUGCUAUUUUCACCCACGGGCUUAACGUUCUGUAGCAAGCCUAGCUAAGAUUAUAUUUUCACCACAAAAUAAUGUUGAUUUUGGUCCAAGUGAU